Molecule: messenger RNA, 3120 nt
Organism: Carassius gibelio (silver crucian carp)
Lineage: Eukaryota; Metazoa; Chordata; Actinopteri; Cypriniformes; Cyprinidae
Product: uridine phosphorylase 1-like
Exons: 9
Coding region: 351-1244 (297 amino acids)
Biological process (GO): nucleotide catabolic process; uridine catabolic process
Cellular component (GO): cytosol; cytoplasm
Molecular function (GO): uridine phosphorylase activity
Source: RefSeq, a predicted model, not a curated record
ACGUACACCAGCGGCACAGCCGGAUGUUUGACAGCAGCAGCAGCCACUGACUGAGACCCACGGUAUUUUAUCAAGUGACCUUGCCGGUGGACACUGCAUCAGGAAGCGUUAGAAACGUCCAUCUCACGAAAAAAAAAUGCCGCUGGGUGACGAGAAGAACGGGGCGUGCGAUAGGACACACGGCAUCACAGUAUGCUAAGGGGCAUAACAUUUCCAUCACACGCUUGAGGUAUUCGGCCAAUCACAAUGCACAGGAUAGCUGGCCAAUCAGAGCACACCUCGCUUUUCAGAAUGAUGAGCUUUGUAAAAAUCAGCGUUUCAGAAAGGCGGGACCGAGAGGAGCAACAAUAAUGUCCAUAUAUGUGAACAAUCCCCAUUUAGACUCCAUGAAAGAUGACAUCCUGUACCAUUUUAACCUGGGAAAAUCCACUCAUGACUUACCAGCAUUGUUUGGAGAUGUUAAAUUUGUGUGUGUAGGAGGAAGUCCAUGGAGGAUGAAGUCUUUCACUGAAUACAUUGCCAAAGAACUGGGGCUGUCAGAGCCUAAUGCUGAAUUUCCAAAUAUAUGUGAAGGAACCGAUCGCUAUGCCAUGUACAAAGUUGGACCUGUGCUGUCUGUCAGUCAUGGCAUGGGCAUCCCAUCUAUUUCUAUAAUGUUGCAUGAGCUCAUCAAGCUCCUGUAUCAUGCCCACUGCACUGAUGUCACUGUAUUGCGCAUCGGAACAUCAGGUGGAAUAGGUUUAAAGCCAGGUACUGUGGUGGUUACCAAACAGUCAGUGGAUUCUGUGUUCCAGCCUCGCUUUGAGCAGAUCAUCCUGGGAAAACCAGUGGUCAGGAGCACAGAACUUGAUGCCGAACUUGCAGAGGAACUUUUUCAGUGUGGCAAAGACCUUGCAGAGUUUGAGACCGUUAUUGGUAACACAAUGUGCACCCUUGACUUCUAUGAAGGUCAAGCUCGGCUGGAUGGGGCCUUCUGCUCGUAUAGUGAAGAAGAUAAACAGAGCUAUCUUUCCGAAGCCUAUGCCGCUGGGGUUCGUAACAUUGAAAUGGAGUCGUCUGUGUUUGCAGCCAUGUGCAAACUGAGCAAUCUUCAAGCUGCGGUUGUGUGUGUAACGCUGCUGGACAGACUGAAAGGAGACCAGCUGACCAGCUCUCAUGACAUCCUGAAUAACUACCAGCAGCGACCUCAGGUCCUGGUUGGACAUUACAUCAAAAAGAAGCUGAAUGCCUAUAAGAAAAGUUAGUUUGAAAGCUUUGAAAGAGUCCGAGGCAAAGGUAGGGAAAAGUAUAGUGCAGUUAUUUGAAUAUAUGACAAAAAGCAGCUCUUAAAAGUUUAUCAAAAGUGACCAAGAUAACAGAAAUACCUUAGAAUUUUUCUACAGUUUAAUACUGCAAUUACUAAAAUGCUCAUUCAACCUCAUGCCUUGAAUGUAAUACCUUAAUUUCCUUGUUUUAAAUUGGUAAAAGGCACAUUAUUUUCUAGACAAUUUGAUUUGUCUUAAAUUACAUAUAUUUAUUAUUGUUUUAAAAGGCACUUAUUUAAACUACUCCUGGUGAAGUAGUUGUGUAAAAGGGAAAGAUUUUAUACAAAAAAGAGAGAAAGAGCUAAGCGGUUUUAGCACUAGAUACCUUAAAAAGGGUCCAAGGAGAAUUUUCAAAAAACAUUAAACCUCUGUUUGUUGGUCUAUGGUUAUGUUACAAACAAAUUGUUUGUAAAAUUUGACUGUAAUGUUCACAAAUGUCUUAAAAUGAAAUGUUCACAAAUGAAUUAAAUAUUGCAUAAUAUUUCUCCUUAAGUUUGCUAUGUUUAACAUGGAAUGUAUUAUUUUAUUUCCGUAACUGAAUGUUUUGUUAUACAACAUUCUGAAAAAUAAAACACAGAGAUGAAAUUAUUUAAUAAAUGAAAGCUGUAUGUGGUCCAAUUUCAGUUUUAUAUUAAAUAAAUGCAAAUAAAUAAAUACUGAGUAGGAAGUGUUAUGUGUCAACAUUAGUAUAUCAAAAGUCAAUAUCAAGGUUAAUUAGCAACAUUAGAAUAUUAAAAUAAGCAGAUAUAAUAAAGAAUAUUAAAGGAAUAAUUCAUCCAAAAAAUUUGAAAUUUGAUUAAAAUUUACUCAACCUCACACCAUCCAAGAUGUAGAUAAGUUUGUUCCUUCAUUUGACCAUAUUUGGAGAAAUAUAUCAUUACAUCACUUACUCACCAAUGUAUUCUCUGCAGUGAAUGGGUGCCAUCAGAAUCCGCUUUCAAAUAGCUGAUUAAAAACAAUAAUCGACAAGUGAUGCAAGUAAACAACAAGAUGAGAGUAUAAUAAACAAAUCUAUUUUGUAACUUCAAUCCGUUGCUUUCUCUAAAAAAUGAGUUCUCUAUCUAUAAUAUUGCUUUCUCCAGUGAAAACAUUGUCUUGUCUGAAUCAGGAGAGAAAUAUGAACAGAUCAAGCACCAAUGACAAGCAGUGGGGGAAAAAAACCGUCCCAGACAGUUUCCUUUGAAUUUUGAUUUGAGAGGACAACAGUGCAUGGACUUUUUCCACUGGAGGAAAAGUUAAGAAUUAUAUCUGGUAUUUUGAACAGAUGCUACCAUUUAAAAUUAAAAUGCUUUAAGGAUGGAUUUGUUUAUUACAAACAUAAAGAUUUUCUCUUUACUUUCUCUUCCAUCAUUUUGUGAUGGAUUGGAGUUGUGUGGAUUACUUGUGAAUUAUUAUGAUGUUUUUAUUCAGCUGUUUGGACUCUCAUUCUGAUGGCACCCAUUCACUGCAGAGGAUCCAUUGGUAAGCAAGUGAUGUAAUGAUAAAUAUCUCCAAAUAUGUUCAGAUUAAGAAACAAAUUUAUCUAAAUCUUGGAUGGUGUGAGAUUAAGUAAAUUUAAGGAAAUUUUACUAAUCAUUCUUUUAAUCGAAAUAUAUGGCUGAGUCUCAGAAACUGCGGAGUUGCCUCGACAGCAUUUAUGUUAGUAUUGAUGUGACAUUCAAAUUUUCCUGCAUACAUUUUUGUCUUAGUGGUUUUGAUAUUCAUGAAUUGUCUAUAAUCAUCAAAUCAAAAAUUUCAUAUUUUUAACAUGUUGCUGAAUGAUUUCCCAAUUACAAAUAUGUAACAUUUGACACUCAAAUAAAUGAUACCCUUUGCA